Molecule: messenger RNA, 1092 nt
Organism: Microthlaspi erraticum
Lineage: Eukaryota; Viridiplantae; Streptophyta; Magnoliopsida; Brassicales; Brassicaceae
Source: the annotation of a GenBank genome assembly
AUGGCAACGGCUAGAAGCUGGAAGAUUGGGAGGGAAAUCGGAGACGCCGUGAUCAAGGCGUCGAGGAGCCCUAACCGGAGAUGGUACGGACCUCACAUGGCCGCGUCGGUCCGAGCAAUAUCCGAACGCAUACCAUUGGUCGAUUUCGUACUCGAAAUCAGAGACGCUCGUAUUCCGUUGUCGUCUGAGUAUGAAUUGUUGAGAAAGCUUUCUCCUUUUCCGUCGAAACGGAUUAUUGUGUUGAACAAAAUGGAGCUUGCGGAUCCUUUAGAAUUGAAGAAGUCUAUGGAUUACUUUGAGGAGAGAAAUAAUCUGUCGUAUGCAGUAAAUUCACAUAACAAAGAAUGUGUCAAGCAAUUUCUCAACUUCUUGCAGAGUCGAGUGAGGGAAUUGCACAAGUCUGGACAUUUGGGUCAUACCACAACCAUGAUGCUCCUUGGGAUACCGAAUGUUGGAAAAUCCGCUCUCGCCAAUUCUCUUCAUCAAAUUGGGAGGAUUAGUGCUGCAGAGAAAGGUAAGCUUAAGCAUACAAUAGUUAGUUCACAGCCUGGAGAUACUAAAGACAUUAUGAGCUUGAAGAUUGGUAGCCAUCCAAACGUCUAUAUACUGGACACGCCUGGAAUCUUUCCUCCUAACCUGCUUGAUGCUGAGAUAUGCUCAAGAUUGGCUUUAACAGGAGCUAUCCCGGAUGAUAUAGUUGGGGAGACAGAGCUUGCACGCUUCUUGCUAACUAUUCUCAACUCGAGCGACGAAUACAAGAAAUGGGCAAAGCUUUGCAACUCUCAAGACUUAUCAAUCCACCGUAAGAGACAGUAUCCAACAGAUCAUACACAGGAUUUUAUAGUUUACGAUGUGCGGAGGGUUUUGUAUGAGACGAUUUCAGGAUUUAAUGGUAACUUGGAAGAGGAAAUUAGCAUGGGGAAUCUUAUAGAGACGCAAUUCUCUGCCUUGAGAAGUGUUCUUAGGGUUUCAGAAGAAGAAAGUGAGUUUGCUGAUGUGAGAGUUGCUUCUAAGAUAUUGAAUCUGUACAGAACUGGUAGACUUGGACAUCACACUCUAGAACAUGUUUCUGCUUUAACCAAAUCUUUUUAA